CAAAUGCUUCAGACACAGUAGACUCUACUUCUCUGGUUCAGUGCACAUGUGCUAAGCAUGAAGCUGGUACUUCCUAACCCAGGUUUGGAUGACAGGAUCCCUAGCUAUGAGGAUCUGGACAGGGCGGAAAAGGAGGAGGUCGAUGACAGGCCCAAGUGGGACAACAAAGCCCAGUAUAUCUUAACCUGCGUGGGCUUCUGCAUUGGGCUCGGUAACGUGUGGCGUUUCCCUUACUUGUGUCAAAGUCAUGGAGGAGGUGCCUUUCUGAUUCCCUACCUGAUCCUGAUGGUGCUGGAAGGAAUGCCCCUCCUGCUGCUGGAGUUUGCCAUCGGUCAGCGUCUCAGGACAGGCAGUGUGGGAGUGUGGCGGUCCAUCAGCCCUUAUCUGACCGGUGUAGGUGUAGCAUCUAUGCUAGUGUCCUUAUUGGUUGGACUUUAUUACAACACCCUAGUAGCGUGGAUCAUUUGGUACCUCUUCAAUUCCUUUCAAAACCCGCUGCCCUGGACCCAGUGUCCUCUCAAUAAAAAUGGGACAGGAUUUGUACCAGAGUGUCAACAGAGCUCCACUGUUGAUUACUAUUUCUACAGAGUGACUUUGAAUAGUACCACCUCUAUAGCUGACUCUGGAGGAAUCAAUUGGCCCAUAGUGCUCUGCCUGUUAACCGCCUGGACAAUUAUCGCAAUCUGCUGCAUAAGGGGCAUCAGCACAGCCGGCAAGGCGGUGUACGUCACAGCCAUCCUGCCUUACAUUGUGCUGGGCAUCUUCCUGAUCCGGGGCCUGACUCUAAAAGGUGCCCUGAGUGGAUUAAAGUUCCUCUUCACACCAGACGUGAACGAGUUGAUGAAUCCUACAACUUGGCUGGAUGCUGGUGCUCAGGUCUUCUAUGCCUUUGGUUUGGGGUGGGGAGGCCUCAUCUCCUUUUCAAGCUACAACCCUGUUCAUAACAACUGCGUGCAAGAUGCUGUGAUCCUGUCGAUUGUGACUAGCCUCACCUCAGUGUAUGCUGCAACAGUCACCUACUCCAUCAUUGGCUUCAGAGCAACAGAGAAAUAUGAUACCUGUAUCAGUGAUAACAUCAUUAAAUUAUUAAAUACAUUUGAGCUUCCUGAAGACAACAUCACCACGAGCAACUACGAGGAGGCCUUCAAUCGUCUCAACAGCUCUUACCCUGAUAUCGUUCUUGGAUUGGACAUCAAAACGUGUGACAUGCAGAGACUUCUUAGUGAGGGAGUGGAGGGAACAGGUCUGGCCUUCAUCGUGUUCACAGAAGCGAUAACCAAGAUGCCCGGUUCUCAAAUCUGGUCCGUGCUCCUUUUCGUCAUGCUUUUCUGCUUGGGACUCUCGACCCUGUUUGGCAACAUUGAAGGAGUGGUGGUUCCACUGAAAGACCUGAAUGUGUUCCCUAAAAAAUGGCCCCAUGAAGUACUGACAGGUAUCACGUGUGCUGUCGCCUUCAUCAUCUGUCUCCUGUUUGCGCAGAAUUCAGGGAUUUAUUGGGUAACUCUCUUUGACAACUUUGCUGGAUCUGUUCCACUUCUGACCAUUGGAUUGUUUGAGAUGAUAGCUGUGGUAUACAUCUACGGCAUAGACAGGUUCAAUGAGGACUUUAAGUUUAUGGUUGGAUAUAAGCCCUCCAUCUUUUGGCAGAUUUCAUGGAGGUUCACUAGUCCUCUUAUUGUGCUGGUUAUUUUAGUUUUCUACCUGGUGACACAAGUCCAAAAAUCGCUCACCUACUUAGUCUGGGAUCAAAACUCUGAGAAUUUCCCGGCUCUGGCGUCAGUACCCUACCCUUCUUGGAUAUACGUGAUCAUCUUCCUGUUGGCAGGAGUUCCCAGUCUGGCAGUGCCUGUGUAUGCAUUAUGUAGAUUUGUGUUUGUUUGCUGCAAGAAAAAAAUUGUAUCAAAGAAUUAAAACACUGUUUCAAAGUCAGACGUUUCAGAAUACAGCACAAUGCAUGGUGUUUUAUUGAUCAGUAAAGCACUUAUUUGUGAGCAUGCUUUGUACCCACGUACUGCUCAUAUGAUUGUAUUCAAGACUACUAGGAGAGUAUUUUUAUUUGUGGAAUGGUUAGUGGGAAUAUUUAACAGCAGAGAAAAGGCUGGUCUUUCAAAGCAUUAGCUAUUAGUUUUAGAAAAGGUAGGCAAAAUGUGUAGAGCAGCAACUUGGCCAAGAGAGGGAGCCCUCGCACUGACAGACCAGGUGGUGUAAGGUCAGCUGAUCCAACAGAGGACACCAUACUGAGGAGAAGGUGAGAUACAUUGCAUGUUAUAGGGACAGUGGAGGCUUUGAUAGCAAUGUUUAAAGUACUUACACUUUUUUAAAUAAACCACUAAUACUGGAAUAAUAAAUCCUCUAUUCAAACAUUUA
This is a messenger RNA of Eleginops maclovinus (Patagonian blennie), 2367 nucleotides long. RefSeq names its product sodium-dependent neutral amino acid transporter B(0)AT1-like. The transcript has 12 exons. Gene Ontology annotation, cellular component: plasma membrane. Gene Ontology annotation, biological process: sodium ion transmembrane transport. The coding region runs from base 58 to 1911 and encodes 617 amino acids. The record is from RefSeq and is a predicted model, not a curated record. NCBI's taxonomy places the organism in Eukaryota, Metazoa, Chordata, Actinopteri, Perciformes, Eleginopidae.